GGAGUGUGAGAGAAUGAGGGAGAGGAAGGGGAGGAGAAAGAGAAUCUGAGAGGGAGCUACACAGGAGCAGCACAGUGCUGGGAUGCUGCAGCUGAGAGCGGAGGGGUAACGCGGGGGGGCUUCGUCAUUGACAGCUUAGACAGAUGCAGAAUGUCAGAGGAAUCCAGGAUGUAGGAAUAUGGGGAUGACAUCACGGAAGAAAUGAAGACACAUGCAAGCCUGAGGAAAGAAGCUGGACAGUGAGACUGCUGAGCUGGGCUGUCACUGUUUCAGUGGCCCCCCCGGACUGGGUGGAGAUGUAUGCCUUUUACUCCCUGUUAGUCUACAUCUUCUACACCGUCUUCAAGAAGGAAGAGGAGGAGGAGGGAGCUGAGGAGGAGGCGUGUGGAGCUGCCUCCAAGGAGCCAAGACAUGUUUCCAUGGAAACAGGGAGCAGGAGGAGAACUGGCCACACCCCCAGGAAGAAAAAAAGGGAAUGUGCCCGGUUGAGUGACUCAAGCAGUAGCAGUGAAAGUGACGGGCUAUCCCCAAGUGAUGAUGACGAUGGUGGCGGUGACAUCCCAGAUAUCCCAGCAUGCACCCCUCUCGCCGCUUUCCUGUCCUUCAAGCAGGAGGCGGAGAAGAGGAGGGCUUCCCAAGUUCAGCUUGAGACAACAGGAAAGUUGUCAGAGUCUCCCCUGGUGGCAGUCAUGUCCCACUUGCUGAGUUUUCUGGAGCAGUACUCCCACCUCCAGCAGCUGCAGCAGCAGGCCGACCAGUACCGAGUCCAGUUGAAGAGGCAUCGGGCGCAGCACCGGCGCCAGAUGAAGGCCCUGCGGGCCUCCUACCGCCAGCGCCUCCGAGACAAGAACAGCGUCAUCAACAGCUUGGAGGAAGUCCUCACCAAGCAACAGAGUCCGAGCCCAGCAAGCGAGGGUGAGUGCAGCACGUCCCCAGGGGCCCCUGCAGGCCUCCACAGGCUGGUGGAGUCUCUCUAUGGCCUCCAGGGGGAGAAAAGCAAGCUGAGAGGGGAGCUACGACUGCUGCACUCCCAGCUGGAGCAGAGGGAACAGGACCGGCACUCACGCGUACUGGCCUUCCAGCAGCAGAUUGAUGAGUUGAAGAGCUGCAUCGAGGAACGUGAGGAGGAACUGUCCAGACUGAAGACUGACUCUGGGGCCACAGAUUCUGAGAAGCGUGUGGUCUGUCUGUCUGCGGAAAACGAGAGUCUGAAGCAGAGCCUGAGUGUCACCCAGGGCAUCCUGCAGCAGCUGUCCAUCAUCCCCUCCCAGUCCAGCUCCGUGCUCAUCAAGGAGAAUGAGAACCUGCGGAGCCGGGUACAGCAGCUCGAGAGUUCCCUCCAACACCGCGCCGAGCAGUUGUCGCACCUGGAGCGUCAGAGCGAGCAGAGCGAGUGGAGGAAAGGAGAGGAGCUGAGGAGACGAGAGGAGAGAGUGAGGGAGCUUCAACUGGAGCUGGAUAAGGAGAGGGGCAGGGAGCCGCUAGUCAAGUAUGUCACUCAGACAGUGGAGGUGGAGUCUCCUUCCACGCUGAGGCAGUUGGCCGAGGCCAGAGAGAAGAACGACCUGCUGUCAGAGAAGUUGUCCAAUCAGAACGAGCGGUGCAAACAGCUGGAAGAGCACAUCAGGAAAUCAGAUGAAUACAGCUGUAAUCUGCAACACAAGAUUGCCGCCUACGAGAGAGAGAUCAGUAAACUCCGUGAGGAGCUGCUGAAGGAGAUUGGUCACCUGGAGGAGAAGAAGGAGGAGGCGGUGAAGGCAGCAGCCAACUGCUCAGCAGAACACUUCCAGAGCCUCCAGGAACAGUUUUUCAGUCUGCAGGAGCGCCUCAGCGCGCUCCCUCCAACCCUGCGCACCAUGAAGACAGAUUACGCCAGCCUCAGGAGCCAGGUCCGCAACUUCUCUGAUUUCUACGGAGCGGCCAUCACCGACGCCAAGAAACAGAUCUCAGCUGCUAUGAGUGAAAUGUCUGAAGCAAAUAAAGACCUUCUGGAAAAGUACAGGAAGGAGGUGGCCCUUCGCAGGAAGUACCACGAGCAGCUGGUAGAGCUCAAAGGCAACAUCCGUGUGCUGUGUCGUGUGAAGCCAGUGUUGAAGGAGGACCAGCAUGAGGAGGGCCAGUCAGUUGUGGUGACCACAGACCCCCUCAAUGAGUCAGCACUAACGGUGAUGAACAAAGGAAAGGGCCGGAUCUUUGAACUGGACAAAGUCUUCCACCCUCAGGCUACUCAAGAAGAGGUGUUUCAGGAGAUUGAGCCUCUUGUCACAUCAUGCAUAGAUGGAUAUCAUGUCUGCAUCUUCGCCUAUGGGCAAACUGGGUCUGGGAAGACCUACACCAUGGAGGGAAGUGUGGAGAACCCAGGCAUCAACCAGCGGGCCCUGAAGCACCUGUUCAGUGAGAUCGAGGACAGGAAGGACAUGUGGACGUACACUGUCAGUGUCAGCUCUGUGGAAAUCUACAAUGAGGUCCUCAGAGACCUUCUCAGUAAGGAUGGAGAGAAGCUAGACAUCAAGAUCAACCCUGAUGGAACCGGGCAGCUGCAUGUCCCUGGCCUCAGAGUCAUUGAGGUCAAGAGCUUCCAGCACAUCAAGAAGAUCUUAGCGAUGGCCCGUCGUAACCGGAUCACCUUCGGCACCCAGAUGAACCAGCACAGUUCCCGUUCUCACGCCCUAUUGUGCAUCUCAGUUCUGGGCACAGACCUGGCCACCGGGGCAAAGACCACAGGCAAGCUGAACCUGGUUGACCUGGCUGGUUCUGAGCGGGUGUGGAAGUCUGGGGCGGAGGGUGAGAGGCUGAAGGAGGCCCAGAAUAUCAACCGCUCCUUGCUGGCUCUGGGGGACGUGAUCCAGGCCCUGAGGGGGCGGCAAACACACAUCCCCUUCAGGAACUCCCGCCUUACCUACUUGUUGCAGGACUCCCUGGGAAAAGGCAACAAGACAGCCAUGGUAGUACAGGUGUCUGCUCUGGAUAGUAACGUGGGAGAGACGCUGUGCUCCCUGAAGUUUGCCCAGAGAGUGUGUAAGGUGGAGUUGGGGCCGGCAGCACGAAAGAUUGAGGCCGGAGGAGGCCAUUGUGACUCCUACUCCUAAAUCACCCACUUCCUGUUCCCAUGGAUCCCCAGGAAACCCAGGGACUCCCACCAAAAAACUGACAGAAGCAUCCCCAGAGGCACUCAUCUCUAUCAGUCAUUGUCACAGCUAUCAGCUCUUAUAAAAAACAAUCCUGCAAAGGGCUAAUGCUUUGAAGGUCUCCAUAACAUCAGGAUUGCCAUUUCAAAGUGUAUAGUUGGGAUUAAAACCAGCAAGAGGUAGAAAGCUCCAUCUCUUUGACCAUCGGCUGAUCCGCCUGCUGCAGUGUUCAUCUGUGUACACAACACCCCGAGUACCAAGACAACUUCCGACUCACCAGUGGCUACAUUUGAUUCUUCCCACAAGAAAUGCUGUUGCCCAUGUCUACAUCGCUGAAGCCCAGGGUUUUUUGACUGAGACUCCACUAAACAUCACUAUGCUUAAAGCUGCUUCAUAAUAGGUUUGGCAU
This is a messenger RNA of Hypomesus transpacificus, 3537 nucleotides long. RefSeq names its product kinesin-like protein KIFC3. Gene Ontology annotation, molecular function: microtubule motor activity; ATP binding; microtubule binding. NCBI's taxonomy places the organism in Eukaryota, Metazoa, Chordata, Actinopteri, Osmeriformes, Osmeridae. The coding region runs from base 297 to 3089 and encodes 930 amino acids. Gene Ontology annotation, biological process: microtubule-based movement. The record is from RefSeq and is a predicted model, not a curated record. The transcript has 20 exons.